AUGCCGGGGGCACCCUCCAAACGCAUCCACCUAGAUGACCAGGAAGGCUCUCACCAGGUGAAUGGGAGCCAGGUGGCGGCCUUGGGACGAGCCGCUCUGGACGACUUUGCGAGACCCGAGGACGACGAAGCCGAUGUUCCGACCAUCUCGGCAGUCGAUGUGGAGACGCAACACCUUCUCACCACCUGCAGGGGUGAGCCGGGGUCGAUUAUGGAUCAGCUAAGCCGUCGUCGUCCGACCACUAUCGUGCACCAACAGCAAAUCGCUCCCGGUCAGCUGUCAAGCCUCGCCGAACAGGGUCUACAAACGGGCGCUCGUCAGCUCGAUCGCGUCCUGGACGGGGGACUGGGUCGACUCGCAAGCGGAGAACUGACGUUGGAGGCUACCUUGGCGACCGAUUACAUCAGCGAGCACUCCGUGGGCUUCGCUCAGCAGAUUGAGGUUCGCCAGCGCGCAGUGGCGGAGCUUGUCGAGUACGAGGACCUCGCCGCCCACAUUAGCUCUUGCCUCAGCCACUCCAACCCGUACUUGCUAUUCGGGUCACCCGGAGCUUGCAGCAAUUACCCAUACUGGAACAGCGCGAUUACCGUCUUCCUCCAGCGCGGCGUUCAAGGCAAGCCCGCAAUCAUGUCCGUGAAGAUGGAGGUCGGCGACCCGAGUCGCCCCGAGGUCCCGGCCGUCUACGCCAUCUUCUUCGAUGACUCGAUCUUCAAACUGCACUCUUCCAUCAUUCAAAAUUCUGCCUCUGUAUCUCCACAGUGGAAGCACCCCCGACCUUCGAAACUCCGUACCCUUCGUCCACUGGCCGCAAACAGCUUCGGAACUGGCGUAGCCGCUGCCAUUGCGGAAUCGGACCGCCUUCAUGACGGAAUCGCUUUGAGCACUCGACCCAGCUUGUUUGAUUUCAUUGAACAACGCCGGGCCGAGUUGACCGUCCACGACAACAAGGAAACGCUUCUCCCUUUGCAGCUCCCCUCCCCCCGUCCGGGUCCCGACAAGAAGAUCACUGCGGUGUACUACCACGAGCUCGCCGAUGCCAUCAACCAACCCCUUUACGUGGCCCGCUUGGACCACUGCUGCUGGCCACUUUAUGAAUUGGCCGCCCAAUCUGACCUAGACGAGCCGGCAUCAGUCUUUAUCCGUGGUAUCGCGGCCGGUUCUGUCCAUCCCGACCAUGUACCGCCCAACACGCCCACAAUCUUUGAAGUCGUCGUAACACGCCAGUCGAGCCUCGCCACCGCCCAGGCCAGUCGUCGCAGCCUCACCGGCGUUACCUCAAGCGACACGGUCAUCAUUGGGGCGCCUUCCGACGACCAAUACAGAGCCGCCUACGCGCCAAUGGCGGCCAUAACCAAGUCUCUCCUGCCCAAGAACAUUCCCACCGGCCUCAUGCACAUGCUGCGCGGUGACACAACAAGCUCAAUUUAUACCAUCGGUGUUCUUGCGCACCCCCAAGGCUUUUCGAGCGCUAUCGGCAUCAACUACGUCCAUGUACACCGCGUCACUCCGAUCCGCUCACUCGUUACCCCACACGUCCUCCGUAUCGUCAACCCAAUCACGGCUACUCGUAUGGGCAUUGUUGCGAUCGAUGGCGUCAUUAAGGAGCCCCUGGUCAAGCACUCGGCACCUAACACCGCGUUUAGCUUCCCAUGUCACCUGGUGUCUGGAACGCGCGGCGAGACUGAGACCACCGAGGAGAAGGAGCAGUCCCUACGAUCCCGACACCAAUACAUUAUCCGGCGUCUUGGUAAACCCGAGCUUCUGAUCCUGGUUUCCAAUCUCGCUAGCGAGAACGAUGUCGUUGACGCCAUUGUCAACAUGCCCUACUCGCUGUAUGGUAACGUCGACGACACUAAAGCCGUUUUGCGCCUCGUACGCCAAGACAACCUUAGCCAGGUCAAGAAGUUGGAGGCCGAAGGCAAAUUCGAGAAGGACAAGAAACUCAAGGCGAUUGCAUCGGGUUCCAAGAUGUCCAAGGGAACCCGUCCUACAGGAAUUCUUAAGUUUGGAAAAGAUCGGUAUGGUCUGUGA
Messenger RNA from Apiotrichum porosum, 2031 nucleotides. RefSeq lists its product as uncharacterized. The transcript has a single exon. NCBI's taxonomy places the organism in Eukaryota, Fungi, Basidiomycota, Tremellomycetes, Trichosporonales, Trichosporonaceae. The record is from RefSeq and is a predicted model, not a curated record. Bases 1 to 2031 code for a protein of 676 amino acids.